Messenger RNA from Haliaeetus leucocephalus (bald eagle), 3142 nucleotides. It is a transcript of the gene LMBR1, whose product is annotated as limb development membrane protein 1. The record is from RefSeq and is a predicted model, not a curated record. The coding region runs from base 64 to 1530 and encodes 488 amino acids. NCBI's taxonomy places the organism in Eukaryota, Metazoa, Chordata, Aves, Accipitriformes, Accipitridae. Gene Ontology annotation, molecular function: transmembrane signaling receptor activity. Gene Ontology annotation, biological process: signal transduction. The transcript has 17 exons.
GGGCAGGAGCAGGCGCGGCGGCGGCGGCCGCCAUUGCGCGCGGGGGCCGCGGGACUAUGAAGGAUGGAAGCGGACGAGGUGACGAUCCGCGAGCAGAACUUCCACAGCCAAGUGCGGGAGUACACGAUCUGUUUUCUCCUGUUUGCUGUUCUUUACAUAGUUUCCUACUUCAUAAUCACAAGAUACAAAAGGAAAGCAGAUGAGCAAGAGGAUGAAGAUGCCAUUGUUAACAGAAUAUCGCUGUUCUUGAGCACCUUCACUCUAGCAGUUUCAGCUGGUGCAGUCCUGCUUCUACCUUUCUCAAUAAUCAGCAAUGAGAUCCUGCUUUCUUUUCCACAAAACUACUAUAUUCAGUGGUUAAAUGGCUCACUAAUUCAUGGUUUAUGGAAUCUUGCUUCUCUUUUUUCGAAUUUAUGUUUGUUUGUGUUGAUGCCCUUUGCCUUUUUCUUCCUGGAAUCGGAAGGAUUUGCUGGCUUAAAAAAGGGCAUCAGAGCACGCAUUUUGGAAACCCUUGUCAUGCUUAUUCUUCUUGCACUGCUUAUCCUUGGAAUUGUAUGGGUGGCUUCAGCACUCAUAGACAAUGAUGCUGCCAGUAUGGAGUCUUUAUAUGACCUCUGGGAAUUCUACCUCCCAUAUUUAUAUUCCUGUAUAUCACUGAUGGGAUGCUUGUUACUUCUGUUAUGCACACCAGUGGGACUUUCACGGAUGUUUACAGUAAUGGGUCAGUUGCUCGUGAAGCCAACAAUCCUUGAAGACCUAGAUGAGCAGAUGUAUAUCAUCACUUUAGAGGAAGAAGCAAUUCAGAGGAGGCUUAAUGGUAUAUCUUCCACAGUGGAAUACCAGACAGUAGAGUUGGAACGAGAGCUUGAAAAAGUAAAAAGCAAGAAAACGAAUCUAGAACGGCGGAAAAAAGCUUCUGCUUGGGAAAGGAAUUUAGUCUAUCCAGCUGUUAUGAUAUUGCUGUUAAUUGAGACGUCCAUCUCAGUCCUCUUAGUUGCUCUCAACAUCCUUUACCUGUUGGUUGAUGAGACUGCAAUGCCAAAGGGAUCAGGGGGGCCUGGAAUAGGAAAUGCCUCCCUGUCCACCUUUGGUUUUGUGGGAGCAGCACUUGAGAUCAUUUUGAUUUUCUAUCUUAUGGUAUCCUCUGUCGUCGGCUUCUACAGUCUUCGUUUUUUUGAAAAUUUCACUCCCAGGAAGGAUGACACAACUAUGACAAAGAUCAUUGGAAACUGUGUCUCAAUCUUGGUGCUGAGCUCUGCUUUGCCAGUGAUGUCAAGGACACUGGGAAUCACCAGAUUUGAUCUGCUUGGAGACUUUGGAAGGUUUAACUGGCUGGGGAACUUCUAUAUUGUAUUAUCUUACAACUUGCUCUUUGCUAUCAUGACAACAUUAUGUCUGGUCAGAAAGUUCACUUCUGCUGUGCGAGAAGAGCUCCUGAAGGCAUUAGGAUUAGAUAAACUUCAUCUGUCAAACAAUCCUAGAGACUCGGAGACCAAGCCGUCUGCAAAUGGGCAUCAGAAAACACUGUGAUUAACAAUCACCUGCAAUCGACAGAGCUGAAAACAUCAACCUCAUGGCAUUCCUGUCAUCUCAUCAGCAUUUUUAUAUUGAUUUUCUUUGUUGAUAAUUUGGGUCCAACCUUGUCUCAUUUUUUGAUGCUGUGUGCUUCUGAGGAAGUUAGGUAUAUCAGAUUCUUCUCUUUCCAGUGAACUUUUGGUCUGCUUGUUUAUUUCCCAGUAAGUUAAUGCAGGAGGUGCCUUGAAGACUGGAAGCUGAAGAGAAUAAUGCAUUCCUUUUUAUUUGUUGAUGGUCUCACAUCUUUAGAUAUAAACCUGCUACCAUUUGAAUGCACAGUACCUCCUGUGUUAAACAGACACAGCUAUAAAGAAUAACUUUGGGAUUUGGUUAAAAAGAAAAAAAAGAAGAAAAAAAGAUACACUUGAAGCCCAAUAUGACCCUUACUGGCAAUGUAAACUACCUGGAGUAGGUAUUCUUGACAGUAGACAAACAGUUCCACUAAGAACAUGUUAAAAAUGAUGGUAACUGGUAGAGAUCACAGUUCCUUUCACGCCGGAUACAGCAGGCUGCUCAUAGCCUAAUGUCACGAAGCUUUCUUGGAAGGCCAGCGUUUUCAGCUUUUUGUUCUUAGCUAUAAAUGUCAGGUUGCUUUACUGGUAGUCAGACAAUGUCUUACUGAAUAGAGUGAAGUACAAGAUGAAGAUUAACUUCAGUGUUAAAUCUGAGCCUAGUAUGCUUUGUAAAAAGCUGUGUAGACCCCCUGUCACAGCUCUUACAGUUCUGUAAGCUGUUGUGCCAUGGAGGUCACUUACCCUACCAAGUACAUCCCUGUAAAAUUCUUUAUGAACUACUGUGUAUAAGCAGUACUUGUAAUCAAUGCAAGUAGCACAGGCCUAGGAGGCUGCAAUUGCAGUUUUUUACAAUCUUCUUUAAUUUGAAGUAAAUUAUUUCUCUGAAUUUAUACGAUAGUUACCAGGAUUUCUGUUCAGUGGCAUAACUCAGUAUCUUUCACUAGCCUGUUUUUUAAUGUAUACAUGAAGAUGUAUAUAGGCCUAUAUGUGUAGAUAUCGUAAAUUAAAUUCUAAGCUUAUAGAGGUGACAUAGGUGGCUUGGUAAGUGAAACUUGUGUGUUCAAUCUUGGUAGUAUGAAUUUCUGCAGUGUUACAGUUAACUGCUCAGAGGCCUUAGAUUCAGAAUGGCAUUGGUGGGUGGUAAUGUCCUUUUUCUUAGCAUUACUGCAGCCUUAGGAAUCCUUUAAGCAGUUUAUAGUAAAGAAAAAACCCAUGAACCAAACCCCAAGUAAGUAUGCAAAAUCUGUUGCACUUUUGUCCUGCUCUGCCACAAGUAAUCUUCAGAUUGGAACAGGGACAACUUCAGUGUGUGCCCGUUAUGUAGCGAGUCAGAUAACGUUCCUGUUUGUUUCCCAUUUUGUAAAACAAGUAUGUCUGUCUGUAGUUUGAGGUCUCAUGCGAUCAGGCAGUGACAACUAGCUCUCCGGUGUGGUUCUGAAACAAGAUACACCUUGUGUCAGGAACAGUUUGGCUGUUCUCCUGAGAUGACUGCUCUGGGCUGUAGACCUUAGUGCUGUGUGUGUGUGUGUGAAUGUGAGUUGUUUUGGUGUGUC